Messenger RNA from Kazachstania africana CBS 2517, 1863 nucleotides. RefSeq names its product translation initiation factor 2A. Gene Ontology annotation, biological process: translational initiation. Lineage: Eukaryota; Fungi; Ascomycota; Saccharomycetes; Saccharomycetales; Saccharomycetaceae. The transcript has a single exon. Gene Ontology annotation, cellular component: cytosolic small ribosomal subunit. Gene Ontology annotation, molecular function: protein binding; mRNA binding; tRNA binding. The record is from RefSeq and is a predicted model, not a curated record. Bases 1 to 1863 code for a protein of 620 amino acids.
AUGUCGUCCCAAUUUGUAUUGAAGACACCGCAAGAUAUUGAAUUGUAUCAAGGUUAUCCAGAAUUCAGUGAAUCCUGGGAAAAUACAAAAGAUCUUCCUAUAAUCUCUUCAAUUAUAUCUCCAUGUGGUAGAUUCUUCGCUAUUUCAACCAAAAGUAAUUUGAAAGUUUUCACUGGUGAAAACUUAAAUAACCUUCUAUUAGAUAUAGAACUUAUUGAUGCUUACGAUUUGAAAUUCUCUCCAUCUGGAAAUUAUUUGAGUUCCUGGGAAAGACCUUUAAUUAAUGAUAGUAAUCAUCAAAAUGUUAAGAUUUGGUAUUUGAACCAAGGAUUCGAAAAGGAUAGCCAACCAACUCCAGUGUAUCAAUAUCAAUAUAAGUCACAAAAUUCAUGGUCAUUACAAUUUUCUAAAAUGGAUGAUUUUGUCUUUAGACAAUUUGGUAAAGAUUUAAAGAUAAUCAAAAUUUCACACGAUGCUAAUGUGGAAAGCAAGUUUAACUUCGAUGAACCAUUUGCUACACUAUCAAAUGAAGUGCCAUUUUCUGCUUUUUCAGUCUCUCCAGCUGAUUUCCCAACAGUUUGUACUUUUACACCGGAAAAAUCCGGUAAACCUGCACAAUUGACCAUUUGGCCAGUUACCCAAGGUAAAAUCGUGAAAAAAAUUGUUACAAAGACUUUUUUCAAAGCUGACUCAUGUCAAUUAAAAUGGAAUGAUCACGGUAAUGCAAUUUUAGGUCUUGCUAUUACUGAUUUUGAUGCCACUAAUAAAUCCUACUAUGGUGAAAAUACAUUGUAUAUGUUAUCAUUCCAAGGUGUCAAUGGUACUCUCGGUGGUAGUUCAGUCAGAGUGAAUUUAAGCAAUGGUCCAGUUCAUGAUUUUACUUGGUCACCAACUUCCAGACAAUUCGGUGUCAUUGCCGGUUUCAUGCCUGCUACUAUAUCAUUUUUUGAUAUGAAGGGUAACGUUGUUCAUUCAUUACCACAACAAAGCAAGAACACAAUGUUAUUUUCUCCAAAUGGUAAGUACAUUUUAAUUGGUGGUUUUGGUAAUUUAACUGGUUCGGUAGAAAUUUUAGAUCGUCAUAAUAAAUUCAAUAGAAUCACUCAAUUUGAUGCAUCAAAUACAUCUGUUUGUAAAUGGUCUCCAGGAGGUGAAUUUAUCAUUACUGCUACUACCUCCCCAAGAUUGAGAGUGGAUAAUUGUAUUAAGAUAUGGCAUGUUUCUGGACAAUUAUGUUUCAUUAAAGAAUUCAAAGAAUUAUUGAAAGUUGAUUGGAGAAACCCUUGUAAAUUCAAGUUAUUGAAUGACAGUCAUAUAAUCAAGGAUUGGACUGUUGAUAAUGAUGAAGAAUUGAAGAUAGAUCCGAAGAUUGUUAAUAAAUCACAAUUAAAAUUGCAUGAAGGAGUUAUUGAGUAUCAAAAUAAGAGAAAAGCCGUAGGAAAUGGUUCUGUCAAUACUAGUAACAAGAGUAAUAAGUCAGCGGGUGCGUACAAACCGCCACAUGCAAGAAGAGUUGGUACCAGUGGAGGUCAAAGAGUCGUACCAGGUAUGGCGCCUGCUGCUGGUUCUAAUACCAAUAAUGCUAGAAAGAGAAGAUCAAACAAUAAAAACAAUGCCAAUGCUAAUGGCAAUAAUACUAAUAAUAGCGCCAAUGCGAACGGUGCUGGAACCAGUCAAGUGGCUGUGACACCGGAAGAGAAAAAGAUUAGGUCAUUAUUGAAAAAAUUGAGGUCCAUUGAAACUUUGAAACAAAGACAAAUUAACGGAGACAAAUUAGAAGAUACACAGAUCCUUAAGAUCAAGACAGAAGAUAAAGUAGUCAGCGAACUUGAGUCGUUAGGCUGGAAGGAAGAAACUGCAUAG